This is a messenger RNA of Triplophysa dalaica, 2647 nucleotides long. RefSeq lists its product as uncharacterized. The transcript has 7 exons. Lineage: Eukaryota; Metazoa; Chordata; Actinopteri; Cypriniformes; Nemacheilidae. The record is from RefSeq and is a predicted model, not a curated record. The coding region runs from base 233 to 1390 and encodes 385 amino acids. Gene Ontology annotation, molecular function: NAD+ binding.
UGACGCGUUAACGUUUCCCGCACUUAUUUAGAAAUGACGUAUUUCCUUCCUGGUCAUGCCGCUGGUGUUUCGCGGGAACAGUGAAGUUUUAAACAUGAAUUCAAAUGUGCAAUAGUGAGCAGCUAGAUGCGUAACGUGCGUUAAUUCGCGGUGGGAUUUAUUCUCGAGGAACAUUAAAGUUGUUUUUGUUGUUGUAUUUUUCUUACAGCAGUUUGUUCAAGCAGGUGUCAACAUGAGCAAAGCGAAGUCGAGCAGGGAGAGAAGAGUUAUUCAGCCAAGCAUCACCAGAGUAACUCGCAGUUCUGUCAACCUUCAGGACACUCAACACAUUAAACCUUCUGCCUCAGGCCUGGUCAAUGAUCUGAGCCUCAUGAGAGUGAGUGAACAGCAGAACUCCUCAAAACGGAAAGGAAAGUCCCCGAAAGACUGUAAUUCACCCCAAAAUCUAUCACCCAGCAUAAAGUCGGCUCUCUCCUCACCCUCUGCCCCACACGGUGCUCUUGCAACUAUAAGCAGGUUGAUAAAACUUGGCCGGGUGCGAAACAUUGUGGUAGUUGCCGGGGCAGGUAUCAGCACAGCCAGUGGUAUACCAGACUUCAGGACACCAGGAACAGGUCUUUAUGCAAACCUUGUGAAGUAUGACAUCCCCUACCCAGAGGCGAUCUUCAACAUUGACUACUUCUCAGACAAUCCUCAUCCUUUUUUCUCACUGGCCAAGGAGCUUUAUCCCGGAUACCACCGCCCCAACUACGUGCACUAUUUUAUUCGUAUGCUACAUCAGAAGGGCCUGCUGCUCCGCAUGUACACUCAAAACAUCGAUGGACUUGAAAAUUUGUGCGGUAUACCAGAUGACAAGCUCGUGGAGGCUCAUGGGAAUUUUGCAACCGCUGCCUGCCACCUUUGCUAUUCACCAUAUCCUGCAGAGGAGGCCAAGCAAGCUAUAAUGAAUGACAAAAUUCCCAUCUGUACCUUUUGUGCCGGAGCUGUUAAACCUAACGUUGUCUUCUUUGGAGAAGAUUUGCCAGAGAAGUACUUCCAGCAUGCUGAAGAUUUCCCAAAAGCAGACCUUCUCAUGAUCAUGGGCACAUCUUUAAAGAUUGAGCCAUUUGCUAGCCUGGUAAACACUGUAAAGUCCACUGUCCCUCGUCUGCUGCUGAACCGUGAUCCAGUCGGGCCCUUUGAACGGCAGCCCCUGAAGAGGGGGGACUAUAUGGAACUGGGAGAUCUUGUAGAUUCUGUCCGAAAAUUUGCUGACAUCCUGGGGUGGCAUUCUGAGAUCCAGCACCUGAUGAAUUGUCACGAAAACGCACUGUUUUAUAAAACUGACCCCAACAGCGGUGAAAACAGUGACUCCUCAGAGACGGACAGCAGGUUCUUCUGGACCAAGUAACUAAUAUCAACCAUUCUUACUCCAACUUUCUGUAUGUUUAAAACAUACACAUGACACUGUGAUUGUGAAAAUGUUAAACUGGAAUGGUUUAAAACCCACCCACGCAAUAUUUAUGUAACGUUUUAUUUUGUAAUUGUAUUCUAUUUGGCAUGUUUAUUCUUAUCAUGUAGAUUGUCUGUUUGUAGCAAUGUUUUUAUUUAAACGUGGUCAAUAAACUCUUUUUCAUAGCAAAGCCAUCAGGAAGUAGUGGAUAAUAUCUGAAUUGUAGCUGCUGCUGAUUUUGUUGUAAAACCCACCGUCUAAACAUCUUCAAAGAUUUAUAGAAACGACCUGGCAACUUAUAAGCAUGGUCUCCAGAAUAACUUUCGUGUCUACAGCACAUCCCAAACUUUAUUUUUUUGCCACUUAAGUGGAGGAUCGACUUUUUACUGUUGAUGUUCAUGGUUUACCAGGCCCUGCGAGUCAGAAUUACAAACUUUAGACCCAGCACUUAAUAAAGCAAUAUUAAAUACUUAAAUGCUACCUUUAAAGGCUCAUUUAACAUUCUAUUAACUAGAUCAUUUUUUGUAUGUUCAAAAAGUUUAAUCAAUGCAAAAGUAGCUAAUGUGAGUGAUAUGGAUUGGAGUUAAUGUAUGUAGUGUGAAUAUGUGUUUGUUCAGUAGUUGUGGGUCAUUUGGAAGCUGGCGGUUCUUGGCUCGGCCCCAUUGGGAAGACAGUGGUAAAUUAGCAUGGGAGGCGUGACCUCCCAAGUGUGCAGUGCCCCCACUGUGUGUUUUCACAGGCACUGCAGCCUCCAAGCGGGAGGCUCCCACCCCCCAAACUCUAAUAAAUAUCUUUGCUCGGCAACAAAGAACCCCAAUAUCCUGCUGCUGUUUGGGAGAGUGUGUGAGGUUCUGUGUAUGAGAACGGUUGUAAAUUCAAUUUCAUUUUGCACAGGAUCAGUGAAGUAUAUUGGAAUCAUCAAACAUGUAUGCUUAAACACUUCAGCUCAUGUUUUAUUCCUCUAUGCAGAUUGUCAUGUUUGCAUUGGUUAAAGUUAAAAAGAGAAAGGUGUAAAACGUUUUUACCAGCUGUUUUGGAACCGUGGAACUAUUACAUUUUGCUUUUAGUUUGAUCAUAGGGCUUACUGUAUCAAUAGAACAUAACCCUAUAAUGUCUAGAUUAAGCACGAGUUUGUUAAAUUGUUUUGUCCUUUGUGUGUUGUUUUAUUAAAACGCUGCUUUUUAUGUUCGUUUUUAAUAAAGAAUAUUCAAAGAC